AUGGCCAAGAUCCCGAGGAGCUUCCGUCUCCUCGAGGAGCUCGAGAAGGGCGAGAAGGGGCUUGGCGACGGCUCCUGCAGCUACGGUCUCAAGGACGGCGAGGACCUUUCGAUGAAGGAGUGGAACGGCACGAUCCUCGGCCCGCCUCACUCGGCCUACGAGAACCGCAUCUUCAGCCUCAGCAUCUACUGCGGCGACAAGUACCCUGACCUCCCACCCGUCGUCAAGUUUGAGAGCCGGAUCAACCUCCCAUGCGUUGACCAGCAUGGCCUCGUGGACCUCGCGCGCGUGCGCUCGCUCCAGCAGUGGCGCCGUGACUACAGCCUCGAGAAUGUGCUUGUCGAGCUUCGCCGUGAGAUGGCGUCGCCGUCGAACCGCAAGACGCAUCAGCCACCCGAGGGCUCCGAGUUUCCCCCGCUUGACAUUGCUGCCGUUGCCCGCCAGCGCGGGGUUUAG
Cutaneotrichosporon cavernicola is the source of this 456-nucleotide messenger RNA. RefSeq lists its product as uncharacterized. Bases 1 to 456 code for a protein of 151 amino acids. The transcript has 6 exons. The record is from RefSeq and is a predicted model, not a curated record. Gene Ontology annotation, biological process: protein K63-linked ubiquitination; DNA damage tolerance. Gene Ontology annotation, cellular component: nucleus. NCBI's taxonomy places the organism in Eukaryota, Fungi, Basidiomycota, Tremellomycetes, Trichosporonales, Trichosporonaceae.